GAGAGUGGCCGAAGUAGUAUUUUUGGAUGGACAGAUAUUUCCCACACGCACACUAAAUUGCUCUCCAACUUCAUUGUCGCUGAUCUUCGAUCGUCAUGACACUUCUGUGACAUCUCUCUCACCCACCCAACACUUGCCGCCUGCCCUGAUGCCUCAUAGCCUGCACUCCCACUCCGGGCAAUUCUGCAAACACGCGGUCGGAUCCCUCGAAGAAGUUGUUCUGGAGGCAAUUCGGAGAGGCUUCGCCGUCUACGGGCUAACCGAGCAUGUGCCGCGAUACCGGAACGAAGACCUGUAUCCCGAGGAGCAAGGGAUCGAGCCCGCAGACCUCAUGCUCCAGUUCACGCGCUUCCUGGACGAGGCGCACCGGCUGAAAACGAAGUACGCGGAGCAGAUCACGCUGCUGGUUGGGCUGGAGACGGAGCACAUCACGCGCGACGACGUGACGGGCCUCGAGGACCUUUUGCGGAAACACCACCCGCGCGUGGAGUAUCUCGUUGGAUCCGUGCACCACGUGAACGCCAUUCCGAUCGAUUUCGACCAGGCGACUUUCCGCAAGGCGGUCGACAGCGUGGAUGCUGGUAGUGGUGAUGGGCAUGGAGCCGAGGAUCUGAGUCCUGGAGCCAGUGCCGGUGCCAGGGGCAAGGACGAGGCCUUCCUCAUUGCGUACUUCGAUUCCCAGUUCGAGCUUCUGGAGCGCUUCAAACCCGAGGUCGUGGGCCACUUCGAUCUGUGCCGGCUCUACACUCCUUCGUUGAGUUUUUCGGAGUUUCCCGAGGUGCUCGAUCGCGCGCGCCGCAAUAUCAUGUAUGCCAUUGAAUAUGGCGCGCUGUUCGAGGUCAAUGCGGCUGCCCUGCGGAAGAACUGGGAGACACCGUACCCCGGGAGGGACAUUCUGGAGAUCAUUGUGGCGAGUGGGGGGCGUCUGACACUCUCCGACGAUAGUCACGGACCACACGCUGUCGCGCUGAACUACGGCAAGAUCCGCGGCUAUCUGCGGAGCGCAGGCGUGUCUGAGCUCUGGUUCCUGGAGCGGUCCGUCGACAUGGCGCCAAACUGCGCCGGCAGACAUGUUCGCCCUGAACGAAUCAGCGGAGACUGGGCCGAGCAUCCCUUCUGGAUGCAGUUUCAUUCAUAGAUUCUCCCGUUGCGCGAACAAGUUCGAAAUCAGGGUCGCCGCAGUAGGAAAGCAUUGGAUGGGAGCGCGAAAUAUGAUGCGAUGUUUCUGUGAACGUGUGAAGCUCCAACAUGCUCUGAUGAUGAGUAUCCAGCUCGGCGAUGUUGACUUUUUGAACCGGAGUCCUUAUCGCCCUCCGCAUGAAGUAAUGCCCAUUCCUGAUCACCGCUCUGACACCAAGCAUGUUCCGAACGUCUAGAGCGACAAACAUCUCGGCCAAAGGCCUUGAUGCUGGACGCGGAGAAACCACAGGUUAGGCCCCACGAAACGGAGGUUCGCGAUGAGCCUCAGUUCAAGAAGAGGUCCAGCAAGCAGCCUGCUCUCGAUUGGCGCAAUGGUUUGCCGGCGAUAGCCGUCGCCUGUGGCCAUCCGCGAGCCUCGUUAUAGAUAUAAAGCCAGGGCUUUGAGAGCUCUGACCUCACUGGUGUUCAAAAACCCAUUUGCAUUCUGCCGCAAACUUGACUCGGAAAUGUGUUACAAGACGAUCACGUAUAUUCUGUACGCUUGCAACCACGAAGAGACGGAUGGGGUCGUCUCGCAGGAGGAUUGCGGCAAACAGCGUUGCGCAUUCAGCGUCCGACACCCGACAGGACUGCACGUCUGCAGCUCGAUCUGCAUUGAUAGCAUGGACAGUCGCCCCCGCCGUGUCUUCGGCGGCAGAGUCGGGACGUUGUGCUCCAGGUGCUCGGGUGGAAAGUGACGAUGUCUGCCCAAAUUCGCAUCAGCGCUCUUGUCACAUUAAUUCUCAAUAAAGGUCUCAAGUACUCACGAACAUUGUAAAGUUGCACACACCAU
This is a messenger RNA of Mycena citricolor, 1972 nucleotides long. Lineage: Eukaryota; Fungi; Basidiomycota; Agaricomycetes; Agaricales; Mycenaceae. The record is from the annotation of a GenBank genome assembly.